AUGAGAGCAAUGAAUGACACGGACAACGUUAGCUCAGCUGCAGUUACACAUGCUCAAGACUCUCUCGCAGUACAGAAAGAUGUUGGAAAAGAAUUACUUUUGGACGAAUCUGAAAUAUUGUUCAAAUCUCACAACAAACAUGUAGGUAUAGUGCCAGAGAAGAGCACUCUUAAUAAAAUCAAAUUGCCUGCAGGAAAUCUCAACUCUGAUUUCUUAGGAGGCAGACGGGACGAUGUUAAGAAAGAAAACGAAGCGGUUUUGGACGUAAACCAUUUAAGUACUAAUGGGAUGAUUGGCAGAAAACCUGUUGAUGACAACAUUGAAAAUUGUCAAUACAAAGAUGACAACUCAGAGUGUUCUGCUGCAAUUGGCGAAUCAAAGUCUCUUGAGACUAGUGCGACUGGAGAUAAGGAAGAAAAAUGUCAAGACGAAGGCAACCUCUGUCGGCAAAAUAUCAAAGAUGAUAGUGUUAGCCAUAAGGAGAGCAGAAGAGAUUUGAGUGAAGAAAAGAAAUUAGUCAUUAAACAAUUGGUGAAUCGGUGUCAUGAAUCUGUUGCAAAUCUUGAAAAAGAUCACCGUGUGAUAUUUACUAUGGUAAAUACGCGUUCCAGCUCCCAACGAAAAUUACACGACAGAGGACUAAAGUUAAUAGCAGGGCUGGAAAAUAUUGUGAAGAAGUUGAAAGAAAAGCGGAAGGAAAAGGAUAAUGCCAUUACAGAUCUAAAACAUAUUCUAAGUAAGCUCAACGAAAAUCUUCAGCACAUGCAGAAGAAAUUGGAGAUAUUAGAAUCUAGACGAGACAGCGCCACAGAACAUCCAUUACACAAUACAGAACUGAGCAGAAAUGUGGCAACACAACAACAAAAUGAAAAUUCAAACCUUCUCAGCAGUUUUAUUUCAAAGGCUAAUUCAAGUAUAUUAAUGAAUGGACAAAAAAGCAGUCCACCAUCUAUAAGAGUAAACACUGUCUCCAUUGAACAAGACCCUGAUUCUAAAAAUUUGUCUCCGAACAACCUCGAAAAAAUUCGACUGAGAGGCCCUGAAAAUAAAGAUUCUCAACCAAGAGCAUCCCUGCCUUAUAACCCAAAUAUCGACAGACAAGACGGCAAUGGGCCACGAGACAUCAUUCCAAACCUGCAGACUGAGCAGCAUUCUCUAGAUAAUCGAAAAAGCAUUGCUGAAUCAAAGAAUAAUUGUGACCAAUCGAUCCUGCCUUGUCAAAAUAAUUCUGAGUCAUAUACGCAACGGAAUGAUUUAUCUUUAGGAUACUGGCAAGAUAAGGCCAACGAAAUCCUAAGAAUGAAUGCUGAAGAGGGAGAAAUUCAUAGCAGGCGUUGUCAGUGUCACGUACUCUGUCUGGAUACUUCGGAAAGCAUGUCGGGAGAUGCAUUCCAAACGAUGGUCGAUCUGGCUAUUCGAUUUAUAUCAGGUGUACAGGACUCAUCUGUGCCUCAGAAUGUUGGAUUAGUUUGUUUUGGAGAGGACACAAAAGUUUUGAGUCGAUGUUGUAUGGAUUAUUCAAACCUAAAACAAGUGAUCAGGAACUUGAAACCUAGAGGACCAAGCCCUUUGUCAGCUGGACUUCUACUGUCUUUAGCUGUAGUUAGAUCGAUAAACUCUAUUCCCAGUGUACAAGGGGUCGCAUUUUUUCCCCGAAUUAUCAUUCUAACAGAUGGAGUAGCCACCCCUCAACAUGUUACCGGAAAUAGAGAUUUCAUACCAGAUAUGUCGGAUAUGUUAACGAUUUCGGGGGAGAUAUCUGCUGUGUUGGCCAAAACGAGAGGACCACCCGUCAGAAUAUACAACGUACUUUUGGGAAAGGCGGAUGAAACCAGGGUAGGUCCAAUACUUGGAACAACAGGUGGAAAAUUGAUCAGACCAGCUAACUUUGACAAACUUAUACAUCAGUACGAUGGAGAGGUAUUAGCUGCUCGUCUCAGGUCCUAUUUUCCGAAUUUUCAUAAUGUGGAACCGGACAUGGUGCAGGCAGUCUUGGAAGCAUCCGAGCAUUCCAUAGGACAAAUAGACUUGGAGGACCUCGUUGAAUAUAUACGAAACCCUCCUCCUCAAAUAUCAAUGGAUCAUGGUACCAAUGACAACAAUGGCCCCAGAAAACUGAAUAUCGGCAUGCCGCCGAUAGGUACCAGAGUAGGGAGGGGUCAGGACUGGCUAUCAAUGUUUGGUGAACAAGAUUCUCGCGGCCCAGGAACGGUUGUUGGUAAUGAUCGUGAAGGUUUUAUAUCCGUUUUGUGGGACAAUGGUCACCGAUAUCCUUAUCCUUAUGGAAUCCAUGGUCAUUUUGCUGUAAAGAUUGUCGACGAACCUAGAAUUUUACCAGAAGAUCAGUUAAUUGAUGUUGGGUGUCUCGUUAAAAGGGGUGAUGAUUGGAGAGACAAUGGCCAUGGCGGGGGUCCAGGUAGUAUUGGGGUUGUGCUUCGGACCCAUUUAGAUGCAACAGUCGAUGUUAUAUGGCCAACUGGGGAGCAACGGAGGUACAAAUAUGGGAAACAGGGAUACUUUGAAGUAGAACUUUGUGAUCCAUUCGACGAAAAUGUAAGAAAUCGAUUGCUAAGUAUGAAUGUUCAGGAAUGUCCAGCUGAUAGUUACAGUACUAGAGAAUUCCUGAGAAUUGAGUCAGGGGGACUUAGAAUAGAGGACGUUGUCAAUUCUGAUGACAGAACCAAGAACACUGUGAAAGACAUGAAUAGAGGAAACGCCACUUUGGAAGAAAUGAAUAAAAGGAACGCCGUACGAUCAAAACAAUUAAGUCAAGCAAGAAUCUAAUCAAUGAGUGAGGGUGGUGAAAAGAAGGGUAACAUACAGCAGGAGUGAACGGAAAAAGAAAAACCAACUCCAGCGUUAAUUCCUAAACUUGCUUAGGUGGUCAUGCAUAAUCCUGGUCAAGAAUAAUGGUUGAUACUCAGUUUUUGUGAUUUGAUAAUGCAACUGGCAAAUUAAUGUACUGGUAGCAUGCAAAUGAGAUUUUACAAUAUGCAUCCUAAAAUGAUUCGUAUCGAAUUAUUUGGUCACUGUUACAUAUUUUUCAGGGGUUAAGAAAUGAACAGUCUUUGGGACCAAUAUAUUAGCUUUCUUAUUUUAAAUUGUGAAGUUCAUGACUUCAAUGUUAGUAUAUACAAUACAUGAAUAAAGAAUUAUUUUAAUCA
Messenger RNA from Magallana angulata, 3164 nucleotides. RefSeq lists its product as uncharacterized. Gene Ontology annotation, biological process: protein ubiquitination. The transcript has 20 exons. NCBI's taxonomy places the organism in Eukaryota, Metazoa, Mollusca, Bivalvia, Ostreida, Ostreidae. Bases 1 to 2784 code for a protein of 927 amino acids. Gene Ontology annotation, molecular function: metal ion binding; ubiquitin-protein transferase activity. The record is from RefSeq and is a predicted model, not a curated record.